Durio zibethinus is the source of this 2194-nucleotide messenger RNA. Its product is annotated as mitogen-activated protein kinase kinase SIPKK-like. NCBI's taxonomy places the organism in Eukaryota, Viridiplantae, Streptophyta, Magnoliopsida, Malvales, Malvaceae. Gene Ontology annotation, biological process: protein phosphorylation; MAPK cascade. Gene Ontology annotation, molecular function: ATP binding; MAP kinase kinase activity. The record is from RefSeq and is a predicted model, not a curated record.
AGAGAGAGAAAAAGGAAAGACGCGCGGGCAAAAUGAAGAAAAGUAAGCGGGAAGUCGAGUUAUCUUCCUCUUGGCUGUUAUGUUAUUAUGGAAAAGACUGGCUUCUGCUCUCUCCUGUCUCUGUCUCUGUCUCUGUCUUUGCCCACAAUAAAAACACUCGGCACUAGUUUUCUUCUCUAUUAAAAAAUAUACUUAAAGAAAGCCCUAAAACCAAAAAUAAAAAAUCCUUUCUCUUUCUCCAUAAAAUCUAAAUCUAAAACGCUUACUAAAAACCAAGACCGACUGUUACCCAUUCAAGAAACCAGAGAGCAAAAAAGAAAGAAAAAAUGAUUGAGAAGGGAAAAGGGAUUUUAAACCCUAAUUUGAAGCUCUCUCUUCCUCCUCCGGCAGAGAUCUCCUUCGCCAAGUUUCUAACCGAAAGUGGUACAUUCAAAGACGGUGAUCUCCUCGUCAACAAAGAUGGAGUUCGAAUUGUCUCUCAAUAUGAACCUGGAGCUCCUCCGCCUAUUAAGCCGUCAGAAACUGACACGGAUAAUCAGUUGAAUUUAGAAGAUAUCGAUGCGAUUAAAGUAAUUGGCAAGGGUAAUGGUGGAAUUGUGCAAUUGGUCCAACACAAAUGGACUGGCCAGUUUUUUGCAUUGAAGAUUAUUCAAAUGACUAUUGAGGAGUCAGCUCGCAAGCAGAUUGCAAAGGAAUUGAAAAUAAAUCAAUCCUCUCAGUGUCCAUAUGUUGUUGUGUGUUAUCAGUCUUUCUAUAACAAUGGUGCCAUUUCAAUCAUCUUGGAGUAUAUGGAUGGUGGAUCCCUAGCAGAUUUUCUGAAAAAGGUUAAAUCGAUUCUCGAGCCCUAUCUUGCUGCAAUAUGUAAGCAGGUGCUGAAGGGUUUGAUGUAUCUUCAUCAUGAAAAACAUAUUAUCCACCGAGACUUAAAGCCAUCUAACUUGUUAAUAAAUCAUAGAGGAGAAGUCAAGAUCACUGACUUUGGUGUGAGUGCAAUAAUGACAAGCACCUCAGGUCUAGCAAGCACUUUUGUUGGCACAUACAACUAUAUGUCUCCUGAGAGAAUUAUUGGUGGCGAUUAUGGCAAUAAAAGUGAUAUUUGGAGCUUGGGGCUAGUGUUGCUUGAGUGUGCAACUGGUAAAUUCCCAUAUUCCCCACCAGAGCAGCCAGAAGGGUGGACUAAUUUUUAUGAGCUCAUGGAACAAAUUGUUGAACAACCACCACCUUGUGCACCUUCUGAGCAAUUUUCUCCUGAGUUUUGCUCAUUUAUUUCUGCAUGUGUAAAGAAAGACCCAAAAGAAAGAAAGUCAGCACAUGAACUGCUGGCACAGCCUUUCUUGUACAUGUAUGAUGACUUGGAUGUGGACCUCUCAUCUUACUUUAACAAUGCAGGAUCACCACUUGCAACACUUUAGAACUUAUGUGGACUCUGCCUUUGGAAUUAAAGUUCACAUGCUUUAAUGCCGGACUGGUCACAGGAUUGCUGCUUAUCUGUUGAAAAACUUGUUUUCGCUAAAUUGAUCUCGUCUUUGCUUCAGAUCUAAAGCAUAAUGUAACUCUUAGUCAUUUUCUUUUCUAGGUUUCUGUUUAUUUAGAAUCUAAGAAAUACUUUUAUUGCUUUUGGAAGCCUUGGAUAUCUUAGAAAAAUAAGUAAAAGAAAGAAAAACAAAACAAGAAAGACUCUAAUAUAAGCAAAGUUGUUAUUGGCUUUGGGUACUAAUAAUGAAAUUUGUGAUGAAUUCUAACAACUAUUACCUAAGUGUAUACCCUGGGCUAAAUAGAAUACGGCAUCAUUCAUUCUUUCUUCCGGAUUUGCCAAUCUUUUCUUGCAUAAUACUAGGUACAUAUUCCAUUCUACUUGAGAGGUCUAGUGUUUCUAACUUCUAAGCACCCGUACAGAUGUUGUCCCUAUCUACCUUGUCAUGAUGGUGGACUUGAUAUUUGUUAGCAUUUUGCCUUUAAAAGAUUGAAAAUUUUGAUUGUUAAUGCAUAUAUUUUGCUUUAUGAUGUUGAUCAUACGGUGUGCUGCUCAGGCAAUGUGUUUUGUGAACUGUGGUUGAAGUACUUUAUUUUUUCCCUAAAGGAUAUUUUUGAAUUUUUUCCCAAAAAAUAAUUAUUCAUUUUGGUAGCUUUUAAUCUAUGUGCCUAAAAGUGACAGGCAGUUAGGCACUAUUCAUGCUUGAAUUGUAAUUAAUUU